AUGAAUGUUCUUCUCUUGAUCGGAAGUGGAUGUUUUGUAUUGUUGUUUCUUCUAUUCCUUUUAAUGAGAAGUUAUGAAUCAAAAGUAAUUGCUAAAAUUCAAGUCGUAGGAUUGAAACCUCAACAGCAGCAGCAGCAUCAGCAACAGACACCACAAGGACAUUCCGAUGCAAGCCUUACUCCACACCAUCAUCAUCAUCCUUGUAUUCAUGAUCAUCACGAGGAAGAAGAGCCUAUCGGAGCAGGUGAACACCAUCAGCCUUCUUUGAAAACGAAGAAGAAGGUUACUUAUCAAACACCUGAGCCUGUUCCAGUCAGUGAAUUGGUCCACUACGAUGCUCUCUGGUGUUUGGUAUUCAACAUCUUUCGAGACAACCAAUCCUCCGUUCAGACGUAUGAGAGAGCCUUUUCUUUGCAACACUUUCGUCCACAUUUGGGUUUCGUUGGGAAGAUUCCAGUCGUGUUGUUUGCCACACCGAGUGCUGCCCGAGUGUUUGUAACCAAGUGGAAGGAGGUUGUGAAGGAUAAUUCAUUGGUCUUCACGGAGGACAUGCACAAGUUUUUCGGAGUGAAUGUCGUUUUUUCGAAUGGUGAUGAGUGGAAGAGACAGCGAAAAGUUCUUGAUCCUUCAUUCUACAAUAUUGAACGUUUUACUCAAACAUUUGUGGAGAAUGCACAAAAAACCAUGUCCUUAUUGAACAAGUUAUUACAAGAAAAGAGUUUACAGGAAAUUGAGAUUUCUCCUUCUGAUGUGACCACCAGAAUGGCGCUAGAUGUAUUGGGUUUAACAAUAUUUGGAGAAGAUUUUGACUACCUGUCACAACUCAUCCCCAAUCAUAAGUCUGCUACAAAUGAACUAAAUAAGAAAGCUCUCGAUGCAUACCACUAUGUCAUGAGUAAUAUUGGAAAUGCAGCGAGACUAUUCAUAGGAAAACCAUACACCUCAUUGCCUUUAGAAAGCAAUCGAAAGAUGGAUGAAUCUAUUGAGGAAUUUCAACUCUUUUUGGACUCCAUCAUUGAAAAGUGUCGAAAACAGAAAGAUACUUCCAACAAGAAUACUCUUCUCCAUUCCAUGAUUCAAGCUGUGGAUGAUGAAGGUACUGGCAUGACCAAUCAAGAACUGAAAAGUCAAUGUACCAUCUUUUUCUUGGCAGGUCACGAGACCACUGCUGGAGCAUUGGCAUUCUUAUUUUACUCCCUUGCCAAGCAUCCCCAAGUUCAAGAAAAACUGUAUGAAGAAAUUACAAGUACCUUCACAUCUGGAGAAGACAUUUCGAAUUAUAACAAACUUCAAAGUAUGGCCUAUUUAGAUUGUGUUCUCAAAGAGAAUAUGCGGUUGUAUCCACCAAUCAGUCAACUUCCACCAAGAAUAUUAACUUCAGCGCAAGUGAUUGAUGGCUACAAAAUUCCAAAGGAUUUUUUGGCAAUCUUAAACAUUUAUGCACUUCACAGGCAUCCAGAUGUGUGGGGACAAGAAUCAGAGGAAUUCAGACCAGAAAGAUUUUUGGAAAAUUCAUAUCCUCCCUUUUCCUAUCUUCCUUUCUCUGCUGGACCUAGAGUGUGUUUAGGAAAACAAUUUUCUUUAGUCGAGCAAAAAACAUUUACGACAGCUCUUGUUCAAAACUUUAGGAUUGAACUAUUAUAUCCAGGACAAUGCAUGAAAUUCAAUAAGAAAUUGCCAAAUCUUGCACCUGAGGAGAAUUUCAAAUUGAGACUUGUAAGGAGAAAGUGUUGA
This is a messenger RNA of Naegleria fowleri, 1734 nucleotides long. RefSeq lists its product as uncharacterized. Bases 1 to 1734 code for a protein of 577 amino acids. Gene Ontology annotation, molecular function: oxidoreductase activity, acting on paired donors, with incorporation or reduction of molecular oxygen; monooxygenase activity; heme binding. The transcript has 5 exons. The record is from RefSeq and is a predicted model, not a curated record. NCBI's taxonomy places the organism in Eukaryota, Heterolobosea, Eutetramitea, Acrasida, Naegleriidae.